Molecule: messenger RNA, 6477 nt
Organism: Drosophila guanche
Lineage: Eukaryota; Metazoa; Arthropoda; Insecta; Diptera; Drosophilidae
Gene: grh
Product: protein grainyhead
Exons: 16
Coding region: 558-4643 (1361 amino acids)
Biological process (GO): regulation of transcription by RNA polymerase II
Cellular component (GO): nucleus
Molecular function (GO): DNA-binding transcription activator activity, RNA polymerase II-specific; RNA polymerase II cis-regulatory region sequence-specific DNA binding
Source: RefSeq, a predicted model, not a curated record
AGCAGUCGUAACAUUUAAGCGGGCACCGCAUUCGUUCCAGUUCCAAUGCCAGAUAGAGUGCCAUAGAGAUCCUCACUAAGUGCCAAAAUCAACAGCCUAAUCCUGAUCCCUGCGCUUACCUGCCAGAAGCCAGAAGCAAGAAGCCAGAACCACAGCUUAGGACGGACGCGACACAGCUGCUCAAGCGAAGCUGAGAAAAACAACGAAGGAAGUUCCUUAGUGCCAUAGAAUGGAGUAAUUGCAGCGACAACGAAGAACAGCAAACAGCAGCAGCAGCAGCAGCAAGAACAACAACCUGAAGCGCAGCCGAAUCAACACAGUGCCUUCAAUCAAUCCGUUGAUAAGUGAUAUUUAUUAUGUUUACACCCGCGAGGAGCUAUCGAAGCUGCAGCAACAGUGAGAGCCUUAACCAUCGGUCGGGAAUCGAUGAGCAGGCCGCGUCCUAGGCGUUGUCCUUCGCAGUCCUGAUCCCCGCACGAGUGCAAUCCCGAAUCCAGUUCAAAUUAGUGAAGUAAGCCAAGAGGAGCCUUAGCCAGGAGCGACAGCCAGCUCGAAUAAUGUCCACAUCCACCGCCACAACGAGUGUCAUCACGUCCAACGAGCUCUCGUUGUCCGCCCACGGGCACGCCCACUCCCACACACACAACUCCCACACGCACAACUCCCACUCGCACGGCCACUCGCUGCACCAGCACCAGCACAGCCGCAUCGGAGGAGGCCUAGGAAUCGGAGUCCUCAGUGACGCCUCUCUAUCGCCCAUCCAGCAGGGCGGAGGAGGAGGAGGAGGCGGCGGCGGCGGAGGUGCCAACAGCUCACCCCUGGCGCCCAACGGUGUACCCCUGCUGACCACCAUGCACCGCUCCCCGGACAGUCCACAGCCGGAGCUGGCGACCAUGACGAACGUCAACGUCCUCGACCUGCACACAGACUCCUCCAAGCUCUACGACAAGGAGGCGGUCUUCAUCUACGAAACGCCCAAGGUGGUGAUGCCCGCCGACGGUGCCACGGAAGAUGGCCAUGCAAUCGAUGCGCGGAUCGCGGCCCAGCUGGGCACACAGCACGCCCAGCAGCAGCAGCAGCAGCAGCAGCAGCAGCAACAGCAGCAGCAGCAACAGCAACAGACGGAGCACCAGCCGCUGGCCAAGAUCGAGUUCGAUGAGAACCAAAUCAUCCGCGUGGUGGGACCGAACGGAGAGCAGCAGCAGAUCAUCUCGCGAGAGAUCAUCAACGGAGAGCACCACAUUCUGUCGCGCAACGAGGCCGGGGAGCACAUCCUCACGCGCAUCGUCAGCGAUCCCUCGAAGCUGAUGCCCAACGACAAUGCGGUGGCCACGGCCAUGUACAACCAGGCCCAGAAGAUGAACAACGACCACCAGGGCGUCUACCAGACCUCGCCCCUGCCCCUGGACGCCUCCGUGCUGCACUACAGCAACGACAACAGCAACGUGAUCAAAACGGAGGCAGACCUCUACGAGGACCACAAGAAGCAUGCGGCCGGCGGUGGCUCCAUCAUCUACACCACCUCCGACCCCAACGGCGUCAAUGUGAACGUGAAGCAGCUGCCCCACCUGGCCGUGCCGCAGAAGCUCGACCCGGACCUCUACCAGACGGACAAGCACAUCGAUCUGAUCUACAACGACGGCAGCAAGACCGUCAUCUACUCCACCACCGACCAGAAGGGUCUCGAGAUCUACUCAGGCGGCGACAUCGGCAGCCUCGUCUCCGACGGCCAAGUGGUGGUCCAGGCGGGCCUGCCCUAUGCCACCACCACCAGUGCCACAGGCCAGCCCGUCUACAUCGUGGCCGAUGUCAGCGAGGACCAUCUACAAAGUGGAAAGCUCAAUGGCCAGACCACACCCAUCGAUGUCUCGGGCCUAUCGCAGAAUGAGAUCCAAGGCUUUCUGCUCGGCUCACACCCCUCAUCAUCGGCCUCGGCCGUCAGCACCACUGGCGUUGUCUCCACCACCACCAUCUCGCAGCACCACCAGCAGCAGCAACAGCAGCAGCAACAGCAGCAGCAGCAGCAGCAGCAGCAACAGCAGCAGCAGCAUCCCGGCGACAUUGUGAGUGCCGCAGGCGUGGGGAGCGCAGGCUCCAUUGUCUCGUCGGCGGUGCAACAACAGCAGCAGCAGCAGCAGCAGCAGCUGAUAACCAUCAAAAGGGAGCCGGAGGAUCUGCGCAAGGAUCCGAAGAACGGUAACAUUACCGGAGCGACGGCAGCGAACGGCGGCGCGGGUUCGGUCAUAACGCAAAAGAUCUUGCACGUGGAUGCGUCGCCACCAGCCGACGAAGCUGAGAUUAGCGAGAUUAGCCACAGACACAGUCCCAGCACACCCUGCACCACCAGAACCAACAGCUGCAGCAGUAGUAGUCCUGCCACCGAACUAGAGAUGUAUGCUACCACGGGCGGCACACAGAUUUACCUACAGACCUCACAUCCCAGCACGGCCAGCGGCGCGGGAGGAGGAGGCGGCGGCAGCGGCGUCGGUGGAGGCGGAUCUGUUGGAGCCGGCGCAGGCUCCCUGCAGGCACAAAGCCCCAGCCCGGGGCCGUACAUAACCGCCAACGACUAUGGAAUGUACACGGCCAGCCGACUGCCGCCCGGCCCCCCGCCCACCACCGCCACCACCUUCAUAACGGAGCCCUACUACCGGGAGUACUUUGCGCCGGACGGACAGGGCGGCUAUGUGCCCGCCUCCACGCGCUCCAUCUACGGCGACGUGGACGUUUCGGUGUCGCAGCCGGGCGGAGUGGUCACCUACGAGGGUCGCUUCACAGGCAACGCCCCCCCGCCCACCACCACGACACUGCUCACGAGCAGCGUCAGCGUGCACCACCAGCAGCAACAACAGCAGCAGCAGCAACAGCAGCAACAACAACAGCAACAGCCCCAACACCAGCAGCACCUACACCAACAGCAGCAGCAACAGCACCACCAUCCGCAGGACGGCAAGGGGGGCGGCAGCACGCCACUCUAUGCCAAGGCCAUAACGGCGGCGGGACUCACCGUCGACCUGCCCAGUCCCGACUCGGGCAUCGGGACGGAUGCCAUCACGCCGCGGGAUCAGACCAACAUACAGCAGUCCUUCGAUUACACGGAACUGUGCCAGCCGGGCACCCUCAUCGAUGCCAAUGGCAGCAUACCCGUGUCCGUUAACAGCAUCCAGCAGCGGACAGUGGUGCAUGGCAGCCAGAACAGUCCCACCACCUCCCUGGUGGACACGAGCACAAACGGUUCGACGCGCUCGCGGCCCUGGCACGACUUUGGCCGCCAGAACGAUGCCGAUAAAAUACAAAUACCAAAAAUAUUCACAAAUGUUGGCUUCCGCUAUCACCUGGAGAGCCCCAUCAGCUCGUCACAGAGGCGCGAGGACGAUCGCAUCACCUACAUCAACAAGGGCCAGUUCUAUGGGAUCACGCUGGAGUAUGUGCACGAUGCGGAUAAGCCCAUCAAGAAUACGACGGUUAAGAGUGUGAUCAUGCUCAUGUUCCGCGAGGAGAAGAGUCCCGAAGAUGAGAUCAAGGCCUGGCAAUUCUGGCACAGUCGCCAGCAUUCCGUGAAGCAAAGAAUCUUGGAUGCAGAUACGAAGAACUCGGUUGGCCUGGUUGGCUGCAUCGAGGAAGUGUCGCACAAUGCCAUCGCCGUUUACUGGAAUCCGCUCGAGAGCUCCGCCAAGAUCAACAUUGCGGUUCAGUGCCUGAGCACGGAUUUCAGCAGUCAAAAAGGAGUCAAGGGCCUGCCGCUGCACGUACAAAUCGACACAUUCGAGGACCCCAGAGAUGCGGCCGUCUUCCACCGGGGCUACUGUCAGAUAAAGGUCUUCUGCGAUAAGGGCGCCGAGCGCAAGACGCGCGAUGAGGAGCGACGGGCCGCCAAGCGGAAGAUGACGGCCACCGGCAGAAAGAAGCUGGAUGAGCUCUACCAUCCGGUGACAGAUCGGUCCGAGUUCUAUGGCAUGCAGGACUUUGCCAAGCCGCCGGUGCUCUUCUCGCCAGCGGAGGACAUGGAGAAGGUAGGUCAGCCGGGCCUGACUGGCUUGACAUUCAUCCACACGAAUACGAAUACGCACACGAAUACGAAUACGAACUCGAACUCGAACUGCAACUCCAACUCGAAUUCGCCCUUGCAGAGCUUCUACGGCCAUGAGACUGACUCGCCGGACCUGAAGGGUGCCUCGCCGUUCCUGCUCCACGGCCAGAAGGUGGCCACGCCGACGCUCAAGUUCCACAAUCACUUUCCGCCCGACAUGCAGACCGAUAAAAAGGAUCACAUACUGGACCAGAACAUAAUGACCAGCACACCCAUGACGGACUUUGGUCCGCCCAUGAAGCGGGGACGCAUGACGCCGCCAACCUCGGAGCGUGUCAUGCUGUACGUGCGGCAGGAGAACGAGGAGGUCUACACACCGCUGCAUGUGGUUCCCCCCACCACAAUUGGUCUGCUGAAUGCGAUUGAAAACAAAUACAAAAUCUCAACAACGAGCAUAAAUAACAUUUAUCGCACAAACAAGAAGGGGAUUACUGCGAAAAUUGACGAUGAUAUGAUAUCGUUCUACUGCAAUGAGGACAUCUUCUUGCUGGAGGUGCAGCAGAUCGAGGACGAUUUGUACGACGUCACGCUGACGGAGCUGCCCAAUCAGUAGCAAACAGUAGGACACUCACAAACACAAACACAAACACACACACACACACACAAGCACACAAAAAUAUGGACACAAUUUUUGCCAAACAACAAGAACAAGGAGUGUUGUUUCAAUAAGCCAUUUUCCAUAGAGCCUAAGCCUAAAUCGUAGUAGUCGCAAUGGAGGAUCCGGAUCCGGAUCGGAGCCAGAGCCAAUCCGAGCUGCUACAAAUGUGGAUGGAUGGACGUAGGAAAGCAAAUACAAAAUAACCCCCAAUAUGCUUAAAAUUCGAUUUAGAUUUAGCAACAAUGAGAUUACUGACAAUUGUUUGAUCAAAUUUGAAAUUCUCGCUAUGUUUAUAGACAUUGUAAUAUUGCCUAAGCCCUAAUCAUAAUCGUAUACAUUAUAUAUCGAGUCUAUAUAGAUAUACACAUGCUUAUGUAUGUACUAUGGAGUGCAAAAGCUGUCUGUCCAGCAACACAUAAGUUUCGCUUCCGCUCCCCUGCUUAUGCUUCGACCUUAGGUCCAGGGCAAGUAAGAGUUACAGAAUCUAUCUAUUUAGACCCCUAGAAUUCUACCCUAGAGAUACACAUAUAUGUUUGUCGUAAGCGUUUACUUGUUGAAUAUAAAUUGUACAAUUAUUUUUGGAUAAAAACCCCCACACAAAAAAAAAGACAAAAAAAAAACACAAAUCGUUUGUUCUAUAUUUCUGAUUCUAAAAUCUUCCCUCUGUCCCACACCACCCCAAAAAACACUCUGUUAUGUUAUCUAUGAUUAGGAGAUCUCUGAAAGAAACAAAACAAAACAAAACAAAACAAAAAACGGAAAUUAAAAGCGAAAAUUACUUUGUGUAAUUGUCCAAAAGAAAACAAAAAGAAAUAAUAACUAUCCUUAGCUAUAGAGAUACACACACAUAGAGAUAAGUACACUCUGCAAUAAAACAUGUUGAUAAAAAUCGUAAAUUAAGUCCCAGAUAAGGCAAAACAAUAUCGAAACAAAAUCCACAACAACAACAAAAAACAACAAAACAACAAAAGUUGAAGCAAAUUUGUGUGCAUUUGUUGUAAACAAAUACAAACAAAAAAUAUCUAAAAAGAACAAUCAGCACGGAGAGUUGAUUCAAAACUAAAGAAUGAAGCAGGAAUGAAGAUCCGAUUGUAGCACCAUGCAAUAACAGACAUUCGAAAAAGACAUAUAAACAAAAAGAAGUUACAGUACAGAUAUAUACAGAUACGCACUAUACAGUAUAUGUAGGAAUAGCAUAUCGCAUAGCAGGAAUGCGUUUACAAUCUUUGUUUGCCAUAAUUAACAGUUUAAUUUAAUUAACGAAAUGUUUUGUGUACAAUGUCUAGGCGCGAUCUAGGCAGAGGAGAAGAUCGAGUCCUGCCUGGAGCCACGAAUACUCCGCAUCGAUUGCUACCACUCUGAACAGUACGCGUUCAAUGCUCAAUAUUAUUAUUAUUUGUUUAUUAAUUGUAAUCCCCCCCUUCCACUUCCACUUCCACUUCCACUUCCAUUGCCACUGCUAUAUCUUGCUCCCUCCCCCGUCUAACACUUUACUCUCUUUCCACUUCUUGUACUUUGACUGUUAUUUGGGAGGGGAGACCGAAUCGCCCCGCCUUUUCCCCCAAAACAGUUUAGGUGUUGUACAUCACAAUUUGUUUUUAGUUGUAGCACUUAAUUCUAAACGUACUUUACUCAAGAUUACACAAUAUUAUAUGAUACGAGAUCAGAUAUGAAUAUCGGAAAUGAAUUGAAAUGAAGAACAAUCGAAAAUCUUGCCGGAAUGUUAUAAAUCUUUAUGUUUAGUUUAUUGUAACCCCUAAGUUCUAUGCUCUUUCUAUAUAUAUAUAUA